Anolis sagrei ordinatus is the source of this 4154-nucleotide messenger RNA. RefSeq names its product ATPase phospholipid transporting 10D (putative) (gene ATP10D). Gene Ontology annotation, cellular component: plasma membrane. Gene Ontology annotation, molecular function: ATP binding; ATP hydrolysis activity; ATPase-coupled intramembrane lipid carrier activity. Gene Ontology annotation, biological process: phospholipid translocation. The record is from RefSeq and is a predicted model, not a curated record. NCBI's taxonomy places the organism in Eukaryota, Metazoa, Chordata, Lepidosauria, Squamata, Anolidae.
CAUUGCCUGGGGUUCGGAGCCUUCUCGGAAACACUUCAAAAUCGCUUUGCUGGGGCAAGUGUUUCUUGGGCACUUGGUUAUAUGUGGAAGUCAACAGUGACCUAAUGGAAGCUGGUACUCCAGAAUGUGUCAGUUUCCAGCAGCCAUCCAAAAAGAAUCUGAAACGUCGGAUAGUUGUACCAUGUCUGCAGCGUUUCAAAGAUGAGUAUGAAAAAGUAUCAAAACAUUACAUGUCAAACAGAAUACGGACUACAAAGUACAGACUAUGGACUUUCAUUCCAAGAAAUUUAUAUGAACAAUUUCACAGAGCUGCCAAUCUAUACUUCCUAUUUAUAGUUGUGUUAAAUUGGAUCCCAGUCGUGGAAGCCUUUCGAAAAGAAAUCACAAUGAUCCCUCUCCUUGUGGUCCUCACAAUUAUUGCAGUGAAAGAUGGCCUGGAGGAUUACACAAAAUACAAACUGGAUAAAAUGAUAAACAACUUUGUCACCCAUGUCUACAAUGGAGCGGAUGGUGAAUUUGUGGACAAGUUCUGGAAGGAUGUUAAGGUUGGUGAUUUUAUCCAGCUGUCGUGUAAUGAGGAAAUUCCUGCCGACAUGGUACUGUUGUAUUCUAGUGAUGGAGAUGGGCUUUGUCACAUCGAAACCUCAAGCCUUGAUGGAGAGACUAAUCUAAAAGAGAAGCUGAUCGUGAAAGGAUUUGUACAACAGACCAUUGAAAUGGAUCCAGAAUCAUUUUCGUACAAAAUUGAAUGUGAAGUACCCAAUAGUGACCUCAGCUGUUUCCGAGGCUUUAUACAGCAUACCAGUACGGAACGAGUGGGGCUGAGUAAGGAUAACUUGCUGAUGCGAGGAUGCACUGUCAGAAAUACAGACAUUGUAGUGGGAAUUGUGGUGUAUGCAGGUCAUGAAACCAAAGCCAUGUUAAACAACACAGGAGGUCGUUAUAAACGAAGUAAAUUAGAAAAGAAGCUGAACGGAGAUAUCAUCGGGUGUGUUGUGCUUCUGAUUGUGAUGUGCUCUGUAAUAGCUGUGGGUCGUGGAAUUUGGUUGAGCGGACAUCUUGAACCAUCUAUCUAUAGUAGUGGAAGACAGUUUGAGCCAGCCUGGGGAGGCUUUUUAAUGUUUUGGACUAUGAUCAUUUUACUUCAGGUCUUGAUCCCAAUUUCUCUCUAUGUUUCCAUCGAAUUGGUCAAAUUGGGCCAAAUUUAUUUUAUCCAAAAUGACAUUGAUCUGUACCAUGAGCCCACUGACACCAAGAUUCAGUGUGGAUCUCUGAAUGUUGCUGAGAACCUUGGACAGAUUGAAUACAUUUUCUCUGACAAAACUGGCACCCUCACUGAGAACAAAAUGGUUUUUCGAAGAUGCAGCAUUGCAGGGCAAGAGUAUGGCCAUGAAGAAAAUGCCAAGAGACUAGAGACCUAUCAACCAGACUAUGAAUCAGACCCGGAUCAGACCCCGGAAGCAUUCUUUGCUUCACGUUGUUCUUUGAAGCGCCCAUCUAGAGGAAGAAUUGGCCGACAACCAAGCGUAGGCCUGAGUAUGAAGUCUAUGAGCCGUAUGUUUCGCAGUGCCAGUACUAUUGGUUCACCAAGUAUGAAGCAACUAGCCUUCAGCAGCCCACUUGAAACGGAUGUUACCCCAGACCAGCGACUUGUAAGGAAAUUCUGUCGGAUCUCAUUCAACCUCUAUAAGAGGUCUGAAACAGUUGACCCAACUUCAGAGAUAAUGCAGAUUUCUGAGUUUUUCAUUGCUCUAGCAAUUUGCAAUACAGUUGUUGUUUCAGAAUCUGAUACAACAGGUACUCAACCCCCUCUAAAGAGGCGGUGGUCUUCGGUCGGCAAAACAUCUCCAUUACCCAUUAGGCAGAUGUUAAGCAAGUUUUCACCCCGAAAAAUUAGCCCCAUGUCUGUUCAGACUCAAAACAUACAUGACUCACGGCAUGAAAGACCCAAGAAAUCACCAAAUCUGACUGUUUUCCAUGUACAGUUUCCAGCAUCUGUAAUUGGCCAAUUCUCAGAGUCUUCAGAUAGCGCAGAAAGCCAUGCAAUAUCUGAGCACGAAGAAAUGGAGUUUUCAUGUUUACCAGGGACUAGUAAGGAGGACCUUCCUGAACAGGAACAAUUGGAGUCUUUAGAUGCACCGGAAAGCAUACAAGAGGGAUUUUCUGAGUUUAAACAAAUGGAGUUUUUACGUGCACCAGGGACUGAUAUAGAUGGGUUGCCAUUUGACUAUGAUCCAGCAGAGCUCUCCUAUGAAGCAGAGAGUCCUGAUGAAGCAGCACUAGUGCAUGCUGCUAGGGCUUACCAGUGCACUCUGGUGGCUAGAAAUCCUGAGCAAGUGGUGAUAGACAUGAAUUAUAUGGGAAUGUUAACAUUUCAACGGUUGCACAUUUUGCCUUUCGACUCGACCCGCAAGCGAAUGUCUGUAGUGGUUAAGCACCCAAUUUUAAAACGAAUUGUGGUGUAUACAAAGGGUGCAGACUCUGUGAUGAUGGAUUUGCUGCAGACAGAACCAACAGGUAAUGAAGAGACAGAUAGACUCAGGAAGAGAAUUCAGGAAAGAACCCAGAGGCAUUUAGAUGAUUAUGCAUCACAGGGACUCCGCACUCUUUGUAUAGCAAUGAAGGUCUUGAAUGAUGAGGAAUAUGAAGAAUGGUCACAAGGACAUUUUAUAGCUGAAAGCAGUAUAGAAAACAGGGAAGAAAUGCUCCUUGAGUCAGCAGAAAGACUUGAGAACAACUUGAUUUUGCUUGGUGCCACUGGGAUUGAAGAUCGCUUGCAAGAAGGUGUCCCAGAAACUAUAGAGUCCCUUCGAAAAGCAGGGAUUAAUAUUUGGAUGCUGACUGGUGACAAACGGGAGACUGCUGUCAAUAUAGCAUAUUCCUGUAAAUUACUGGAUUCUACUGAUCAGCUCUUCAUUCUCAAGAGUAACAGUUUGGAUGAGUGCACAAACAUGAUAGAGAGUUUUUUAGAAGACAUCAGGUCAAAUGCUUGUUCGAAAGAGAGGCGUAGCACAAUUGCUCUCAGAGUCUCAGCGAGUACACACGUUAAGAUUCCUCAGUACAGUUAUGCACUGGUUAUAGAUGGACCAACGCUAAAAUUUGCCUUGCAUGAACGUGUGCAAAAGAAGUUCUUAGAGCUCACUUCAUGUGUUCGGGGAGUGAUCUGCUGCAGAGCAACCCCUGUGCAGAAGAGCCAGUUAGUGUCAAUGGUGCGGAAGGAGCUGAGGGUGAUGACACUAGCUAUUGGUGAUGGUGCCAAUGAUGUCAGUAUGAUUAAAAUUGCUGAUGUUGGAAUUGGAAUCUGUGGCCAAGAAGGCAUGCAGGCUGUGUUGGCGAGUGAUUUUGCGCUUGCUCAGUUCAAGCAUCUGAAAAAGCUGCUGUUUGUUCAUGGUCACUGGUGUUAUACCCGGCUGGCCAACAUGAUCCUAUACUUUUUCUACAAGAACUUGGCCUACGUUGGCCUCCUGUUCUGGUUCCAGUUCUUCUCUGGAUUUUCAGGAACCCCCAUGAUUGAUUACUGGAGUUUGAUUUUCUUCAACCUUCUCUUCACAUCAGCACCCCCUAUCAUUUAUGGUGUGUUAGACCAAGAUGUCUCUGCAGAAAGUCUCAUGAACUGUCCAGAACUUUACAAGGCUAGUCAGAGAAAUGAGCCAUAUGGGAAGUCAGCUUUUGCUGUGAACAUAAUGGAUGGAUUUUACCAAAGUCUAGUCUGCUUUUUUAUCCCUUACUAUACAUUCUAUAAGUCUGAUAUAGACCUCUACUCCUUUGGAAGCAUUCUUAACACUACCAUGUUCUUUAUAAUAAUACUGCACCUUGUGAUUGAGAGUAAAUAUUUGACCAUGAUACACUUCUCUGUUUUUGCAUUUAGCAUCCUUUUGUUCUUUUCCAUAACUGGAACUUUUGGAGCACUCUGUGUUCUUUGCAACCCACCUGCCAAUCCCUACUGGGUUAUGCAAAGGCACUUGGCUAAUCCAGUAGUUUAUCUGGUCUGCAUCGUCACAACCAUGUUGGCUCUACUUCCAAGGUUUCUGUACAGAAUAAUGGAAAGCACAGUGUUUCCAAGUCCACUGCUGCAAGCCAGACUCCGUGAAAGUCAAGGUCCGACAACAAAGAUGUGCUGUAUGAAAGUGCUCCCAGUGAGCGACGAUGACUAA